Molecule: messenger RNA, 1050 nt
Organism: Ornithodoros turicata
Lineage: Eukaryota; Metazoa; Arthropoda; Arachnida; Ixodida; Argasidae
Product: RNA/RNP complex-1-interacting phosphatase-like
Exons: 1
Coding region: 82-621 (179 amino acids)
Biological process (GO): protein dephosphorylation
Molecular function (GO): polynucleotide 5'-phosphatase activity; protein tyrosine/serine/threonine phosphatase activity
Source: RefSeq, a predicted model, not a curated record
GAAACUACGACUACGCCAGCCGCGUUUCAUUCAGCUGGUGUGUCGUCUGUGCAAGGGUCGUAGAAAAGCUUGUUUUCUUUGAUGGGACGUUCAUCGGGAAUCCCCGACCGUUGGUCGAAUUAUAGUUGCAUCGGAGGUAUUGUUCCAGGUACGCCGUUCCUAGCCUUCAAGGUGCCUCUACAAGAUCGUCUAUGCAGCUCUCUUCCACGUGAAGCGCAGUUUACUCCAACGGACCUUCUCAAUCGGGUACACGGCCUAGGCCUAAUAAUCGACCUGACCUGCACAACUCGUUAUUAUAACCCAAGCAUAAUGGUAGACAACGGCAUAUACCACCAUAAGAUUGUGUGCGCUGGACAGAGGAUUCCCAGCCCUUCUGUAAUCCGUGCAUUCUUUGAUACGGUGGACUGGUUCCUGCGGAAUCCCAGUAACUACGGCUUGCUAAUUGGCGUGCACUGCACACACGGCGUCAAUCGUACGGGGUACCUGAUCUGCAAGUACAUGAUCGAAAGGAUGGGAGUGCCUCCGUCUAUAGCUGUUCACGAAUUCCAAGAAUCUCGAGGUCAUGCCUUUGACAGGCAGGAGUACGUUCGAGAUCUCUGUAGGAGGCCUUACCCGACGUAACACAUCCAAAGUAAAUGCGUUCUCUCUCGUCGUCGUGAUUGGUUUGACGGCUGCUAUUUCGCAGUGCCUUCAGGAGUUGCUUGGACAAGCUGUUUGCUUUUUUUCGUUUUAUUUAAACCCGUCGGCCGGAGCUCAUCUUGAGAGGUGGUUAUGUGUGAACGAUACAUGCGAGUCGUCGCCGUAUGAGACAUUAAAAAUUAUCACAUACAGUGGGUGUAUCUAUCUAACCGCUUUUUUUCUUCCAACCUCAAUUCUUUCAUCACAAAGGCGGUCAGAUCUGCUGAUUUUAGAGUUACUGAGUUCAGUGAUAUGCGCUGGCCUGAACUGCACCAGUAAUGAAACACUUGUAUGCCUUCCUUUUUUUAUUAGUAGUGUUUGGUGUGUGUACUGCAGGAGGAAGACUCGGAUAUAAAGGCACUACAAACUGUU